UUAGUAUGUGCAUCUUGUAGUGCAUUAAAGUGCAUAAAUUUCUGUAUGGCUAAUUGGAGAGACAGAGUCAGCAACACAAUAUAAAGCAAUGUCAUCUGCGCAAAUGGGAAUUGCACACUCAACUCAGAUAUAUAUGAUUAAAGCGUUCAAAUAAUGAUUCAGCCCUUCAUGUAAGAGGAAUGUUUUGGAAAACUAUGAGGUGUCAAGAACUGACUAUUUUGCUUGAACAGCAUUUAAAUUGUUCUUGCCCUUGAUUGACGCUUGCUCGGUGCAUGAUGGCACAAGGGUCAGCGCUCUGUGUAUCAGAAUGUUUUUUAUCAGAAGGCUCAAGUGUAUUUUUCCACAGCCAAUGUAUCAUUAUCUCAGCUAUCCUGGUGUAAUAAUGUAGCCACCAACCACAAAGAAACAAAAGUUUUGAUUAUCUGUCACAUAUUCAUCAGACUUUUGCAACUUUAAGGUUUUUUAAUGUUCCUUAAUCCCCUCCCUGUUUAGAGAGUACAAAGACUAAAGAUAAUCACAAAAGUCAAGCCCUGUUUUAUGGUGCCUCUGCUGGUAUUCAGCACAUAUGUCAUCCAAGGCUCAAAUAAGCUGGUACCUCACAAGUUUAGCAGACAGAACCACGCAGACGUUCACAGAGCUGUUUGAUGGAAAUAGGUUCAACAGAGAAAUUUACAUUUAAUCCUAAAGAGGGAAUAGACAACCCAGUGAUGGUCAUCACAGACGACGCAGACCCUAUGUCGACACCCAGCCCACAUCUGUGUGUUCUUAAACGAGAGGGAGGGGAGUCCUAUGGCUUCCAUCUGCGGGUGGAGAGGGGACACCAGGGUCACAUAAUCAGAAAUGUUGUGUCAGGAGGGGUGGCAGGGCGCAGUGGACUUAAAGAUGGAGACAGGCUUCUGGAAGUCAACAACUGCUUUGUUGACGAUGUUCUUCACUCAGAGGUGGCUAGGAAGAUAACGCUAAGCAGACACCAGUUAUGUUUAUUAGUGUUGGAUGGGGAGAAGUAUGAGCAGGCUGUGUCCCGUGGUAAAGACCUCCGAGGUCUGGUCAUGGCGUAUAAGUGCGAGGGCUGCAAGCCACCCAGACUCUGCCACAUCAUCAGGGAUCCUGUCACAGGUCUGGGCAUCAACUUCACACCAAUGGAAGGAGAGAAAGGUCGCUACUCUGUGAGCCUGGUUGCAGGAGGUGCAGCUGAAAAGGCAGGGGUGUGUAAAGGAGAUCACCUGGUGUGGAUGAAUGGAGCAACAGUGUCUGAUCUCACACACUCUGCACUCAGCAAGAUGAUGAAAAAAAGUGGCAAUCACAUCACCAUCCUAGUGACUGACAGUGAGAGUGAGAAGACCUACAUGCGACAGGGGAUGCCCAUCUUGCCCACCAUGGCUGUUCCACACAACCUGCCAUAUAGAGCCAGAAAACUCCACCUGAUCUCUGGGCCUGAGGGCUACGGCUUCUUACUUCGGCUGGAAAAGGCGCCAUCAGGACGCACAUUUAAUGUUCUGCGUAAGAUGGAAAGUGGCAGUCCAGCAGAGAGGGCAGGUAUGCACGAUGGAGAGCUGCUGCUGGAAGUCAAUGGACAGUCAGUGGAAUCACUGUCACAUGAGGAGAUUGUAGAGAGAGUGAGACUGAGUGGACAACAAGUCUCCCUCACCACCAUCACUCCCCAGGGGAUGGAGUUUUACACCCAGUUGGGUCUAUCGCCUCUUCUCUUCUGUGAGGAUGAUGCUGAUGAGAGAGAAAAGGAGAGCAGCGAACCAGCCUCUGCAGCACAGCAGUCCCCACAAAAAGAAGUAGAUGGCUCUUGCGAGCCUAGGCACUGUUCUCUUCAAAAAGGCCCUGUGGGGUUUGGCUUUAACCUGGGCUGUGUCCCAAAGCGUGCUGGGACCUUCAUUAGCCAGGUGGCAUUUGGGGGCUCUGGGUACAAAACAGGAUUACAAGUGGGUGAUGUGGUGAUGGAAGUCAAUGGACAAAAUGUGGAAGAAAAAUAUCUGGAAGAUGUGAUUAUGCUUGUGAAGGAAGGAGGACAUUUUCUUACCUUACUAGUCAUGGAUAAAACUAGCUACAACAAGUUGAAGCAGACUAGCUCACCUACCAAAGAUUUAACACAGGAGGAUGAAAAUUAUGAGAUUACAUUCCUGUAAGCAACAAAGAUGCUCACACAAUUCUGAAGACAUUCUUCCAGACAAUACUGCCAACACAAGAGACUUCAGACUGAGUUGAACAAGAAAACUCAACUUUUGUUGUUGUUCUUAUAUUGGCCGUGGAGGUCUAAUCUAAUCUAAUCUAAUCCCGGGGUUUCACAAAGGAAUCCACGUGAUGAAACAGAUACAAUAAACAAGAUGAAACUGUAACAGUGUCAACUCACAAAGACAUUUUGUAGUGUGAUAUGAAAAUGUCUUUUGGUUCAGUGUUAUAAAUCUAUAGAUGUAGAACGUUUAGUUUUAGACAAAAAUUGCCACACAUGAUCACAAUCAGAUAAAAUACUGAAUAAAUAAAAUGUUCCACAGUGUAAAGGACCAUAACAUCUAUAAACCAAAUUUCUUAUUGGACUGAGAUGAAUAGAACCCAGUGCCUGUGUGAAAGAAGAAACACAUUCGACACCAAACACAUUUUCAUUUUGAAAGUGUUCAGCAGUUAUGUUAAGUACUAAUGAUAAUUAAGGAAAAACACAGGUAUGGCCCUUUAAUUUUACAUAAAAAGUGUAAAUUGUAUUGUUUUGGAUGUGAGUGGAGGAUUAUGUGUAUGUGUUUUAAGAAUUGAGAAUAUAACUCAAAUGUAGCUAAAAUAAUAUGAAUAUGAAUAUUCAGAACCGUUUGCCAUGUUGAACUCCCAUAAAUGACAUAGCCUAAACACAUAUUACAAACACACAAAAUGGCAAUGUGAAACAUGACAUGAAACAUGACAUGAUACAAGUUUUAAACAAUUGUGAAAGUGCUGAUGUGAAGUGUUAAAGCACAACGUAUGUAAUCAAGAUUUUCAUGUAACUGAUCUGACCAAAUACACUAGACAUCUGAUUGUCCAUGACAUCAUUUGGUGGAGUUGGGCUCUUGGCUGAGAUGUGAUCUGAUGGACAGAUCAUGCUCUGGGGUGAUGACCUUGUCCCUCCCAAGUAUAGUCUAUGUGCUGUUACUUUCAUCAAUUUCCCAGUUAUUUAGCCUGGAAAGGUAUAGCCUACUUGACCCAGAAUGGAUCUCAUAAAUUUCCUUAAUAUGAUAUGUCAUUGUUUCUUGUUGAAUAGCCAAUGUUUAAAGGGUAUUAUGAUAUUAUAGUAUACUACAUUAUAAAAUGUUUCCAUAUGCAGUCUGUAUAAGCCGAUGAAAACUAGUCUGUGGCUAACUCGGGAGCAUUUAUAUUUUGUUUGGAUGUUGAUUAACGUACAUGAUCCCUUCUGAAAUAAAGAACAAAAUAAAUUUAUAAAUACACUUUAA
This is a messenger RNA of Micropterus dolomieu (smallmouth bass), 3425 nucleotides long. It is a transcript of the gene nherf4b, whose product is annotated as PDZ domain containing 3b. Gene Ontology annotation, cellular component: apical plasma membrane. Gene Ontology annotation, biological process: protein localization to plasma membrane. NCBI's taxonomy places the organism in Eukaryota, Metazoa, Chordata, Actinopteri, Centrarchiformes, Centrarchidae. Bases 645 to 2138 code for a protein of 497 amino acids. The transcript has 11 exons. Gene Ontology annotation, molecular function: signaling receptor binding; protein-membrane adaptor activity. The record is from RefSeq and is a predicted model, not a curated record.